Molecule: messenger RNA, 603 nt
Organism: Knipowitschia caucasica
Lineage: Eukaryota; Metazoa; Chordata; Actinopteri; Gobiiformes; Gobiidae
Source: the annotation of a GenBank genome assembly
AUGGGCAUCAAUCAGCACUAUCCUAGCUAUAAACCGCCUCCGUUUCCUUACCACAACCGCUCUCCCGCCAACUCGCAUGCUUCGGCAACCAACUUCACCACUCACAACAUCCCCCAGACCUUCACCACAGCCAUACGCUGCACCAAGUGUGGGAAGAGCUUUGACAACAUGCCAGAGCUCCAUCAGCACAUCCUCGCCUGCGCAAACGCCAGCGACAAGCGGCGGUACACUCCCAAGAAGAACCCUAUCCCGUUAAGACACUUUGCAAAGGGUCAAAAUGGUGUGCUCGCUGCCACCAGUCCGACCAACGUGUUAAACACGGAGAAACUGAGCACAGAAGCCAAGAUGAAGUUGAAAGCGUUGACAAAGAGGCAGAAGAAGUUGGCGCAAAAGGCAAUCUCAUUGACAAGCGCGAAUUCUGCGGAGAUGUUUGUGUGUCCGCAUUGCAAAAGGGAGUUUACGAUGAGACGAAGCCGCACUAAGCAUAUGGCGGUGUGUCCCAAGAAACCUGCAGAAAGAAAAACGAAAGAGGAGAACGAAAGGAAUCAACACAUGGACAAAACGCCUCGGGAUGAAGAGGACUUAGAUCCAGGCGGUUUCUGA